AUGGACGUGCGCGUGGAGGAGGCCCGGAAGUCCCUUCGCAGACCAUCGAUCUCAUCUUUAGCCUCAGAGAUCGAUCCGGAGUUGCUGAGGGCAGUUCCCUUGGACGUUUGUCUCCAAAGCUGCGGGGGUCAUUGGUCAACAAACAAGGCUUCCGAUGACUUCAACUUGAGCCAGCAGGUCGAGAUGAUUGACUCCUUCCUGAGUCAUGACUGGAAGACAAAGCGUUGGCUGAAGACGCUCACUUUGCUACUCUACUUCAACAGUGUGCCGGCAGCAUGGGCAAACGUAAUCGCGUGCAUCUUCAGCUGCGUCCUGAUCAUCUUCGGGUCUCUCCCAGGCGGAUGGCUCACGGGCACCCUUUUCACACAUGCUACCUUUUGGUUUUUCUUUGCCUUCUGGCAGCGGAUCCGCGGCCUCUUUAAGAAGAACAUGGUUUUCUUGGACCGGCUCUGCAUCGCCCAGCAUGACCAGCAGCUGAAGAAGUCGGGAAUCCUCGGCUUAGGCGGCUUCCUCUCAAAGUCCAGGCGGCUUGUGGUCCUCUGGAGCCCCCGAUACUUCACGAGACUUUGGACAGCUUUUGAAAUUGCUUGCUUCCUCCGGCAUGGCGAAGAGAGGGCGAAGAACAUCGAGUUCGCACCAGCGGGCAUGGGGCCUUUGAUUCUUUGCUUCUCCGUUUUCGAGGCGCUCUUGGUCGCCUGCUUUCAAGGCCUCAUUGUGCAGGACGUGCAGGUCAGAUUGGGAGAGAUCGAUCCUUUCCUCGAGCAGCAAGAAGAUCGGUACUGGGACUUCAUCGUCGCAGUCUUCAUCGUGGCGGCACCAGCUCUGGUGCUGGUCAUUCCGGUAAGCCUCUACUUCGGCACUUUGCAGAUGGAAGCGCUCCUGAAGCUAAAGGAGCAGCUGGGCGGCUUCAAGAUCCGAGAUUCUCAGUGCAGCUGUUGUGACAUGGAUCAUUGUCAUCCUGAAAGUGGCGAAGAACUGCUCUGCGAUCGGAAGCUGGUAUUCCAAACUCUCAAGAGAUGGUUUCCCGAUGAGACAACGCCCGAGGGUCAUUUGGACAAGUUUGACGAGAUGGUCCGCACCCAGCUGCGUGGCUUCGUGCAGGAAAUUUUGGGAUCCGGUGCCCCGCACUUUCGCUACGUCGUGGCAAACUGCGCCCCGCCAUUGCUCGGAAUCUUUUGCCAGUAUGUGUACAUGGCGGUGAACGACCCCUUCGGAUGGACGGCUGAAGGCUGGAUGAUUGGCUGGUUCCAGAUUCCUCCCUUGGUCUUCCUGGCUUUCUGGGAGAUGCUGCUCUGCUGGAGAAUCGGGGCACGACUCCGUCACCGAGUGCCGCUGUGGAUUGUAUUCCCAGUUCUCGUGAUCAUCUUCCUCCCUAUCAACAAUUUGCUGUGGUUCCAAUAUGCGGUGAUGAAGUAUACUUUCGGGCACGAUUUCCAGUGGCCUGUCGUGGGCUCGCUGGCCUUCAUGUGGUUCGUGGUCGCUCUCCCAUACAUUUGGGAAUAUUCGCCUGUCAUUUGCAAGGCCUCGCAACGAGGUGCUCGCUUCCGACCUGCUCUGUGGAGGUCUGAGAGUAACGGAAACUGA
Molecule: messenger RNA, 1584 nt
Organism: Symbiodinium sp. CCMP2592
Lineage: Eukaryota; Dinophyceae; Suessiales; Symbiodiniaceae
Source: the annotation of a GenBank genome assembly